CAAAUUGCAGUGUUGGUGUGCCUAGUGGCAUUAGCACUAGCUGAUUCCAACAAGGGAAGCUAUCCAAAGGGAUAUAAAGGAAAUGGAGUAGGUGGGUACGGGCCCGGAAUGUCGGGUGGAUUUGGGGGACCAGGAUCAAUGUUCGGAAAUGGUGCAUUUGGUGGUCCAGGAGGCUGGAACGGUUACGGGCCUGGAGUAGGAGGCGGAAACGGAUACGGUAGGCCGUGGUACGGAAAUGGAGGAUACGGUAGACCAUGGAUUGGAAACAGCGGAUUUGGGGGACCAGGAUCAAUGUUCGGAAAUGGUGCAUUUGGUGGUCCAGGAAGCAUGAGCGGUUAUGGACCAGGAAUAUGGGGCGGAAACGGAUACGGUAGGCCGUGGUACGGAAAUGGAGGAUACGGUAGACCAUGGUACUCGAAUGGCGGAUUCGGGGGCCCAGGGUCAAUGAGUGGAUACGGAUCAUUCAAGAUGGGAAAAGGAUACAGCAAAGGAAUGGGAGGAUAUGGAAGCUAUGGGGGAUUUGGUGGUGGAUACGGCCCUAUGUUCGGAAACAGUGGUAUCUACGGACCAGGAAGCUAUGGCAACUAUGGACCAGGAAGCUAUGGCAACUACGGACCAGGAAGCUAUGGCAACUACGGACCAGGAAGCUAUGGCAACUACGGACCAGGAAGCUAUGGCAGAUAUGGACCAGGAUUUUCUGGUAGCUUUGGCCCAGGAGUUUCUGGUAGCUUUGGCCCAGGAGUUUCUGGUAGCUUUGGCCCAGGCUUUGGAGUUGUUGGAUUCGGAGGAAGGGGAGUUAACGGAUUUGGAAAUGGUAACAGAUGGGGAGGAAUUAUGAACGGAAACGGAUUCAAAGCAAGCAGCAAGAAGGGAUCUUACUAGACUCCAGACAGAGGUCAUGCAUUUAACAUACCACAUUACUUGCACUUCCCUUGGAGGCUGCCCGUGGGUCGGGCUGGAGACCAGUACCCACCAUGAGGGUCGGGCUGGGGACCAGUACACACCGUGGGCAGCUUACGUCUAUCGUUGUUGUAUAUUAUUAGAAGUUUAUUAAAUUUAUUUGCAAAAUCAAA
Molecule: messenger RNA, 1073 nt
Organism: Pecten maximus
Lineage: Eukaryota; Metazoa; Mollusca; Bivalvia; Pectinida; Pectinidae
Product: glycine-rich cell wall structural protein 2-like
Exons: 2
Coding region: 109-882 (257 amino acids)
Source: RefSeq, a predicted model, not a curated record